GGCCGUUCCCCUCGGUCGACGGCUCCCCCGCAAUGAUACCUGUUUUUCUCGGGUUUUACUUUUAAUCUCCGAGCGCCUGUAACAGUGGCUAUCCAUACUAGGCCAUGCACCUUUAUUGGUCCGAGAUAGGCUCUUCCAGAAGUUCCAUCCAGAGCCUAGAACUGAAUUGCAAAUUGAUGCACGGGCUCUUGUAAAUCUGCGGUUGAUAUUUCGGCGGAUCCCCACAAUAUCGACUGUAUUUCAACCUCUAUAAGUGUUCCUCACUUGCAGUGAUUUCACCAUUUUCUGUUUCUUCAACUAGCACACCCACCCACCACGUACUCAUACCUUCCGAAAGCAAGAUCCAAAAAAUGACAGAACUCAGCAGCCAAAAGAUCGAAUACCGCCGUGUUGGGAACUCCGGCUUGAAGGUCUCCGUUCCGAUCCUUGGAGCCAUGGGGUUCGGGAAUAAACUCUGGCAGCCAUGGUGUGUGGACGAAGGGGCGUCAUUGCAGGUGCUGAAGGCUGCCUACGAUCUCGGAAUCAAUACCUGGGACACGGCAAACACCUAUUCCAACGGAGAGUCCGAAAGAAUUAUCGGGAAGGCUAUUAGGAAGUUUAAAAUUCCAAGGGACAAGCUAGUCAUUAUGACAAAGUGUUAUUGCGCCGCUGGGGAUGAGCCGGGAAUGCAGAGCUAUAUGAUGCCCGAGUUGAAGUUUCGGAAAGAUUAUGUUAAUCGGCUUGGGCUUUCACGGAAGGCUAUAUUCUCAGAGGUCAAUUCUUCCCUGGAGAGGCUGGGGUUGGAAUAUAUCGAUUUGCUCCAGAUUCAUCGGUGUGAUCCUGAGACGCCGCCGGAGGAGACUAUGGAAGCGUUACAUGACCUUGUCAAGAGUGGGAAAGUCCGAUACAUCGGUGCCUCAUCUAUGUGGACGUGGCAAUUUUGCCUCUACCAGCAAACCGCAGAACGCAACAACUGGACAAAAUUCAUCUCAAUGCAGAACCAAUAUUCCCUCGUAUACCGAGAGGAAGAGCGUGAUAUGAUACCUUACUGCCGCGCAACCGGCGUCGGAAUAAUCCCCUGGGCGCCUCUAGCGCGCGGGCACCUAACCCGCCUCCCGGCUGCGGAAACAGACUCCGAACGAAACCACAUGGAGAAAGAAUGCGAGGGCGCGGCCUUCUUCGCUGUGGGAUCGUCAGAAGCAGAUAAGAAGACCAUUUCUCGCAUCAAGGAGGUUUCGGAUAACAGGGGGUGGACUAUGGCUGAGGUUGCGCUAGCCUGGAUUUUGGGGAAGGAUACUACGCCGAUUGUGGGAAUGGCGAAGGUGGAGAGGGUAGCGGAUAUGGGGGGGCUGAAGGGAAAGAGUUUGGAUGAGAGUGAGAUGGAGUAUCUGGAGGAGCUGUAUGUUCCCAGGAAGGUUUCCGGACAUGUUUAGCUUGGCGGGGGCCCUGUGAUGCGCAGAUUUACCCUUUGGGGACCGUAAUAUUAUACCAUGUCCCCACAUGGCUUACUUUGUGUAUAUCCCUGUAAUCCAUGGGGACAUAUACAACAAAGCAAUCGGAUAGA
Molecule: messenger RNA, 1543 nt
Organism: Tuber melanosporum (Perigord truffle)
Lineage: Eukaryota; Fungi; Ascomycota; Pezizomycetes; Pezizales; Tuberaceae
Exons: 5
Coding region: 351-1412 (353 amino acids)
Source: RefSeq, a predicted model, not a curated record